Tribolium madens (black flour beetle) is the source of this 945-nucleotide messenger RNA. RefSeq lists its product as uncharacterized. Gene Ontology annotation, molecular function: acyltransferase activity, transferring groups other than amino-acyl groups. The record is from RefSeq and is a predicted model, not a curated record. The transcript has 2 exons. Lineage: Eukaryota; Metazoa; Arthropoda; Insecta; Coleoptera; Tenebrionidae. Bases 1 to 867 code for a protein of 288 amino acids.
AUGUCUUCGCCUAAAAACGACAUUCUCGUCGAAAUUCCUAACGAGGAUUUGCCAAAAUUGGCUCUUUUGUAUCAGAAGCAUGUGGAGUGGGCCCCUCAUGUAUUAAAUUUAAUUAAAACUGGAAUUUGGCUUAAACAGUCUCACAAGUAUUGUAAUUACAUUACAUUUUUAUCUGUUGACACAACCUGGAUGAAUGAUGGCACAAUAAUUAUCUUACAAACGUUUCAUUGUUACAACAUAUUUGUUUUUACUUUGGACGAACGUUGCCUAAAUUUACAUCGAGGUCUUACUUUAACAAAUCUUAUAAAUUACAAAAAUAAACACGCUGUGUUUUUUUGUGUUCAUGAAAAACACAUUCCUGUUAUAAAUCAAGUGAUUGCAGACUUAAAUUUCAAAGCUUCAAAAUCCCAUGUGCCGUAUUUAAUCUACGCAUUGGAGCCACAACGUGGCCUCUCCUGCAGGACACCUACAGGUGUCAAUGUGCAAAAAUUGCACCUAGGAUUGGUGGACGCGAUUAAUUCUGCGUGGCCUUACAGUUUUAAAGGCUCAAGAGAGCAUAUUUCUUCUCUUAUUGAAACGUAUGGGGGCUACGGAUUGUUUCUUGAAGAAACGAACGAAAUGGUAGCUUGGAUUUUGAGAUAUAAUUUGGGUCACAUUGGAAUUCUUCAAACGAAGGAAAAAUACAAGAAAAAUGGUUACGGGACGCAUGUGACCAAAGUUAUGGUCGAUAAUAUUGUCCAAGAGGGAAACUGGCCGUUUGCAACUAUAAGCGCAACAAAUUUUGUUUCGAUUUCUUUGUUUGAAAAGUUGGGGUUUGAAAAUAUCGGUGAAUGUGCAUAUUUUAAACUUUCGGGAUUUAAGGUUUAAGACACUUUAAUGUUGUUAUUACGGCAACUAGAAAAAACGCAUCACAAGAUUAAGCAAAUAAAAAAUGAGUUUAUUUAA